Prinia subflava (tawny-flanked prinia) is the source of this 442-nucleotide messenger RNA. RefSeq names its product protein S100-A12-like. Lineage: Eukaryota; Metazoa; Chordata; Aves; Passeriformes; Cisticolidae. The coding region runs from base 15 to 371 and encodes 118 amino acids. The record is from RefSeq and is a predicted model, not a curated record. Gene Ontology annotation, cellular component: cytoplasm. The transcript is spliced from 2 exons. Gene Ontology annotation, molecular function: calcium ion binding; calcium-dependent protein binding; transition metal ion binding.
UCCAGAGCUCAGCCAUGUCCGCCAGCACCCACAGCCACGCCGGGAGCCGGGAAUUCCCCGGGAAUUGCACCCUGGAGAGGGCCCUGCAGACCGUGGUGGACGUUUUCCACCGGUACAGCGUCCGCCAGGGCGAGGUGGACCUGCUCAGCCUCGGCGACUUCAGGACGCUGCUGAAGGAGCAGGCGCCGUCCUUCCUGAGCACCUGCGACAGGAACAGGGCUGACUACCUGGAGAAGCUCUUCCAGGAGACCGACCUGGACCACGACAGGGAGCUGAGCUUCGAGGAGUUCACCGUGGUGCUGAGCAAGCUGGCGGACGACGCGCACCGCAUCAGCCACGGCUCCGAGCGCUGCGGGCCCGACCGCGACUGAGCCCUGUCGCGACAGAGCCCAAUCGCGACAGAGCCCGGCUGCGACUGAGCCCAGUCGCGACUGAGCUCAAU